AUGAAGAACUUCGUGUUCGUCCAGACCAACUUCAUCCCUCUUCAAGGAGAUAUGCAAAACACUGCUACAUGGUUUCUCGAGCCUCUUGUACUCUGUUACAGAUCACUCUGUGCCUGUGGUGAUUGACCAAUUGCAGACGGAAGCCUUCUUGAUUUCUUAUGGCGUUCUACCUUUGAGCUCUUACUUGUCAGACUUGAUAUCCAGCAGGAAUCUGACAGGCACACUGAUGUUCUAGAUGCCAUCACAAAGCACCUAGGCAUUGGAUCCUAUCGAGAAUGGUCUGAGGAACAUAGGCAGGAAUGGCUCUUAACUGUGCUCAGUGGCAAACGCCCUCUUUUUGGACCUGAUCUUCCCAAAACUGAAGAAAUUGGCGUACUUGACACCUGUCAUGUCAUUGCAGAACUUCCUCCAGACAAUGUUGGUGCUUAUAUAAUCCCAAUGGCCACAAGCCUUUCUGAUGUACUUGCUGUUGGGCUGUUAUAGUGUGAGUGUCGUGUCUAACAACCACUAAGUUUUUCGUUGUUUGAAAAGCUGGCUGUUCUUGAAGCUGCUCCUGCUGCUGUGGCUCGUCUCUUCUCAAUAAAUUGGUAUAGAAACCAGAUCAAGGGAAAGCAAGAAGUCAUGAUAGGAUACCCAGAUUCUGGAAAGGAUGCCGGGCGUCUCUCUGCUGCUUGGCAGCUGUACGAGGCUCAAGAAGAGCUUGUGAAGGUGGCAAAGGAAUAUGGGGUUAAGACGAGGAGGGCCUACCCAUCUUGCUAUAUUACUCAACCACCUGGCACCAUUUGUGCAUCACUUCGUCUCUUCGUGAUCCCGGGCACAGCGCCAUUCCCAGGCAAGAAAGAGAAAAAAUCCAAUCUAGCACAAAAAGCUCAUCGGAUGUGAAUUAUCGGGAUGCUUGAUAAGAGCAAGAUCAUAGGAGUGGUCGCCCCACUGAAAAGAAUAGGUGACGGCCCCGUUCUUUCAAAGAAGACUUUCCUUUAAAUAAAAGAAAGUCACUUUUACGUGCGAGUAACUAUGAAUGUCGCAUGUCCUCUUUCUUAAUGAUUUCAUAGGCGGACUUCGUAGAAAAUUGCCCAUUAGCAUUGUUUCUCCAUGUUAGGGCGUCUGAGAUUGUUUGGCUGUUAAAGGCGAGUUGAAAAGUCUUCUGGGGAGGAGCACUUGUGUUUCAGAACACUCCAGAGUUUUACAGCUACCGCACUUGAGCAUGGAAUGCCUCCCCCAAUCUCACCUGAGUCAGAAUGGCGUGCUCUCAUGGAUGAGAUGGAAAUUGUAGCGACGAAAGAACACCGACCCAUAGUCUUCCAAGAACCUCGUUUUGUUGAAUACCUCCGCUUUGUAAGCAUUUAACUCAGCCAUUGUCAUUUAUCCUUCAAGGUUGUUUAACCUGAUCAUAACAACGAAAUUCUAAUAGCCCUGACAAUUCACCAAGAAAGACUAAAGCAACUAUUCUUUAUUUCUCUGUCAUUCUUAUUUGAAAUAAGUAAAAAUCAAAUGACCAUGUCUUGAAUUAUUCAUGUGAUUACCAAACUGGAUAUAUAUCCCUUCUCUUUUUGCUCUUAUCCGAGCAUUUAAUGUCUCACCUUUUGUGCUUUCUCUCAUUAACCCUCCUACAAAUUUCGAAGUCGUGUAGUGUUUGAGGUUUGAAAUGGUUUGUGGAUCCUUCAUUUUCACUCUUGGUAUAGUAAUUAGUACACUGAUGGACAUGCUUCAUUUUUCUGGUGUUUGGGAUUUCCAUGAUGCGGGCAACACCAGAGAUGGAGUAUGGUCGGAUGAAAAUUGGCAGUCGACCAUCAACACGGAAGCUAAGUGGCGGCAUUGAGACACUCCGAGCAAUCCCUUGGAUCUUUUGCUUGGACCCAAACAAGGUUCCAUCUACCAGUUUGGCUUGGCUUUGGAGCAGCAUUUAAGCAUGCGAUUCAGAAAGACAAAAAAAUCUCCACAUGCUACGGGAGAUAUACAAUCAGUGGCUUUUCUUCAGAUUGACAAUUUACUUGUGGAGAUGGCAUUUGCCAUGGGAGAUCCAGGGUUUGCUGCUUUGUAUGACAAGCCCCUGGUGUCAGAAUAAAUGCGGCCUUUUGGAGACUGCUUGAGAGCAAAGUACGAAGAAACCAAGCUCCUCCUCCUCCUCCGGGUAUGGGGAUAAGCCGUUUCUGAGAGAACAAAUCAUAUAGAUUGGUCAAAAUCCAUUGCUUUCGUCCCCCUUCAGAACAUUUCUAGAUCCAAGCCUGUUUUGUUUCACAUUUCUUUGCUUAUAAAAGUUUAAGACACGGCUUCGAUCCAUCUGUGAAUAAAUUCCAUUAUGUUUUCUGUGCUUGCAGAUUGCCGAGCAUAAGGACCUUCUCGAAGGAGACCCAUACUCGAAG
This is a messenger RNA of Populus trichocarpa (black cottonwood), 2363 nucleotides long. Its product is annotated as phosphoenolpyruvate carboxylase 1. Gene Ontology annotation, cellular component: chloroplast; cytosol; apoplast. The record is from RefSeq and is a predicted model, not a curated record. Lineage: Eukaryota; Viridiplantae; Streptophyta; Magnoliopsida; Malpighiales; Salicaceae. Gene Ontology annotation, biological process: tricarboxylic acid cycle; leaf development; carbon fixation. Gene Ontology annotation, molecular function: phosphoenolpyruvate carboxylase activity.